Molecule: messenger RNA, 2793 nt
Organism: Engraulis encrasicolus (European anchovy)
Lineage: Eukaryota; Metazoa; Chordata; Actinopteri; Clupeiformes; Engraulidae
Gene: nkpd1
Product: NTPase, KAP family P-loop domain containing 1
Exons: 4
Coding region: 195-2483 (762 amino acids)
Source: RefSeq, a predicted model, not a curated record
GUUUGCACCAACAGUUUUGUUGGUUUAUUGGAUAAAAUGUACUACAGUAAUGCCUGAAGCUGCAAUAUCAUCUCAGGGACAGAGACUGCAGAGUCUAUUUGUUGCUUUUCAUGUUUCCAGAAACACCAACUGUUGGAUACUUCUAGAUCUUUCUUCUCCUUAACUCUUCAAAUGUUCCUGCUUUCCUGAUCAAGAUGACCACUAAAGACCUGCCAUCUGACAAGAUUUACGCCAAAGCCUUAGCCAAGGCUCUGACUAAGGUGGCCUCUCCUCUGACGGUGGGGCUGUAUUCGUCAUGCAACAGUCGAAUCAACAUGGUUCUUAAAAAUAUUGAAAUGGAACUGGAGCAUGAGGCCCAGAGAAAAGAGAGGAAGUCGCAAGGUAGAUCAAAGCCUCGGGCUGUCCAGCCCUCUCUCUGCAACCUCCUGGCUCUCAUCUCGCGCCUUCUCUUCUACCGACCCGUGUGGACCGAAGACAACCAAGAUCAGAGAAACAUCCGCUUCGUGUUCGUGAGGUUCAGCGCCUGGCACUUCGCCGGCAGUGAUCUACUCUGGGCAGGACUGGUCAUGCGACUCUGCGUGGCGCUCCAGCAGAAAUUUGGUCAACUCCAACUCGGCCUGUAUCGCAUGGCACAGCACGAUGAGGAGGAGGCUGAGCAUAAAAAGGAUGUGGAGGACAGCAUAGCAAGCUGGAGGUCUAAAAAGAUCUGCUGUUUUCCUCUCUGGCUGCUGGUUUCCUUUGUUUUUACUGCAGCAAUUGUCAUCUUGGCUCUUCUUAUCAAGUUUGGCUUUCCCACACAACCAAACAACCAAACAAGUGGAGAUUCCGGAGGAGGAGAAGACGACAGUGGUGGAUUUGGUGUGUUAGAAGGGUUUGCCAUCGCUACCCUUGGCGUUCCGGCAGCCGGAGCGGCGCGAUUCACGUUCAUGCUGGGCAAAAACCUUGUGUUCAACCAGGACCUCAACAUCAGGAGAAACAUGGACAACCAGAAGAUGAGCGAGCAGCUGGGCUUCAUGAACGAGGUGCGGAAGGAGGUUAGGAUGCUCUCUCGCUUCAUCCACUUCAUGGAGAUCUUCGAGCGGAGGAAGAUCCGCAUCGUGCUGGAAAUCACCAACCUCGAUCGCUGCACACCGCAGAAAAUCGUAGGUGUCCUCGAUGCCAUCAACAUUCUGCUUUCCGAUGAGGAGACCCCGUUCAUUUCCCUGUUGGCUGUGGACCCCGAAGUUCUUACCGAGCAGGUGAAGAAUGCUGAGUGUUGCUACAGUAAGAGGGACCAGGCUUUCGGCUUCCUGGAUCGCAUAAUCACCCUUCCCUUCACAGUGGCUCCACUCUGCGACGAAUCAAAGCGCAAGGUGUUCUGGAACAUCUCCUGUGGCAACUCUGAGAUUCCGGAGUGUUCUCCCCAGAAGGAUGAAGAGAUACCUACAAUUUUGGAGGAUCAGUCAAAAAGAUCCAUGUCUUCGAUAGAGGAGUCCUCACUGAACGGCAAAGGACAUUUUGAGGAGGCCUUGCUACCAUUAACGACACAAAACCACAAAGCCGAAGACCUGAAGGAGGAGGAGAUGGAGCGUCAGAUUCAAGCUGCCUUUCACAGCGUUCUCCGGCCCACUGUGAGCCCACUCCAUGAGUAUCUCUCUGGUGACACCAUGUCAAUGAGGAGGGUCAUAAACUCCAUCCGGGUGACUGUAAUCCUUAUGGAGGAGCUUCCCCACAUCCGCCCCCCUGCUCCAGGGAGGAUUGCAGCUUGGGUGGUCUUGGCUGACCGCUGGCCCUGCCGUCUGAGUUGGAUCCUGCAGUGCCUUGAAGACACUCAGCAGAGAACAGAGAUCGACCAUGCAGCAGGACUGGACACAACAGACUCCCUUGACAGCUCCACGACGCUCUGGCAAAUCUUCAGCAGGCACAGGCUCGAGCUGUACCUUUUGAAAGACGAGGUGGAGAAUAUUUUAGAAAGAGAUUGUGACCCGGAGCUUUUUGAGAAGUUCUUGAAGGUGGAUUUCCGGUUUACAGUAGGCGAGGCACAGGUGUUUGAACAGAGCACUGUUAACUUGAAUCACUCCAUCAAGAAUGAGCUGGCCAGGCUAAGGGGUAGCACAAGACUAAAAGACCCUACAUGGAAGAACUUAUCCCAUGCACUACCUAAACAAGUUGUAAUCAACAUGACUGCAGAAGAUAUCUGCAAGGAGAUGUCUCUGGUAGGUCUCCCUGAUACUUAUGCUGAAGUUGUGAAGGCAAACCACCUGAAUGGGAAAGCUCUCCUGUUCAAUGACCCUGCUGACCUAAAGGAAGUUCUUCAGAUGACCCUUGGGGAGUGGACCACAUUCACGCUCACCUUCCUUACCGGGACCUGUGGCAGUGGAGGGGGGCGUCAGGGGAAAAGCAAGCCUGCUCAGGCACAGUCACAGCCACAGCCACAGCCAGUCAUCACUGUCUGCCCAACUAGCCAUGGACACGUUGUGGCAUGUAAAACGACCAAUGUUUAGAUGGGGUCGGAGGUGAUGAGACCUGAUGAGGCCAUUGUGAAUAAUGUAAACUGAAUGAAAUUGUAGAUGAUGUAGUAUGGUUUUUGUUUUGUUUGUGCAACUUUGCAAAUACACCUGGUGAAGAAGGAAAACACUAAAUUAAUUUGAGAAGACCAUUAAUGUCUAAUAAACAAUCGGGAUAUAUUGUGAGGUUAAAUACACUGCCUUUCUUAUGUUUUCUGUAUGUGUCUUGCAUCAAUGAUUGAUAUGAACAUCUUACUAAAUCUGUUAUUUUCUAUUAUUAAAGCCGAAUGGUAUGGUUUGCAUUACA